AAAGAAAAGCGAUGAACAGGAAAAUCUUUAAAUUACAACUGCUUUCUGCAGAAGAAUUUUACUUAGAAAAAAAAAUAUUCAGAUGUGGAAAAACGGCCAACGUCUGCGUCAAGAGACCAGGAACCCGAAAUGCCUGAGGUUUGUCGGCGGAGAACUGAAUAUCUGUUACAAUGCUGUUGAUCGUCACGUUGAGAAUGGACGAGGAGACCACAUUGCCAUUAUUUAUGACAGUCCUGUAACAAAUACCAAAGAGAAAAUAACUUAUAAGGAGCUCCUUGAACAGGUGUCCAAGUUAGCUGAUGUCAUGGUCAGACAUGGUGUGAAGAAAGGAGACCGAGUGGUCAUCUAUAUGCCCAUGAUUCCACAGACAGUGUGCUGCAUGCUGGCAUGUGCAAGAAUAGGAGCCAUCCAUAGCCUGAUUUUUGGUGGAUUUGCAUCAAAAGAGCUCUCUGUUCGCAUUGAUCAUGCAAAGCCCAGACUUAUCGUAACAGCAAGUUUUGGAGUAGAACCAAAAAGGAAAGUGGAAUACAUAUCACUCCUAGAAGGAGCACUGGCAAUGGUACAGAACAAACCUGAGAAAGUUCUCAUUUACAGGCGACCGAACUUGGGGCAUGUUCCUCUAACUCCAGGUCGUGAUCUUGAUUGGGAAGAAGAGCUUGCAAAAGCACAGUGUUACAAAUGUGUCUCUGUUCCUUCAGACCAUCCUCUUUAUAUUCUAUAUACAUCUGGAACAACAGGCUUGCCCAAGGGUGUUAUCAGACCAACAGGUGGCUAUGCAGUUAUGCUGAACUGGACAAUGUCAGCUGUAUAUGGACUCAAACCUGGUGAGGUGUGGUGGGCAGCUUCUGAUUUAGGCUGGGUAGUUGGUCAUUCUUACAUUUGCUAUGGACCUCUUCUUCAUGGGAAUCCUACAGUCUUGUAUGAGGGGAAGCCUGUGGGAACACCAGAUGCUGGUGCCUAUUUCCGCGUGCUAGCAGAGCAUGAAGUAGCUGCCUUCUUUACUUCACCAACUGCAAUUAGAGCAAUCCGUCAGCAGGACCCCGAGGCAGCCCUGGGAAAGCAGUACUCUCUAAAAAGGUUCAGGAUGUUGUUUGUAGCCGGUGAGCACUGUGAUGUGGACACACUAGAAUGGUCAAAAAAAGUCUUCAAGGUACCUGUCUUGGACCACUGGUGGCAAACUGAAUCUGGUUCUCCAAUAACUGCUUCUUGUGUUGGUUUGGGGAACUCUACAAUGCCUCCACCCGGACAGGCAGGAAAACCAGUGCCAGGAUACAAUGUGAUGAUUCUGGAUGAAAAUAAGGAGCCAGUGAAAGCGAAGACUUUAGGAAAUAUUGUGGUAAAAUUACCUUUGCCUCCUGGAGCAUUCUCAGGACUUUGGGAAAAUCAGGAAGCAUUCCACAAGUUAUAUUUCCAGAAAUUUCCAGGAUAUUAUGAUACUAUGGAUGCAGGCUACAUGGAUGAAGAUGGCUAUUUAUAUGUUCUGUCUCGAGCUGAUGAUGUGAUCAAUAUUGCAGGACACAGAAUUUCAGCAGGUGCAAUUGAAGAGUGUGUUCUCCGCCAUCAUGCUGUAGCAGACUGUGCUGUUGUAGGCCAGGAGGAUGCCUUAAAAGGGCACGUUCCCUUUGCGCUCUGUGUGCUGAGAGACGAUGUAAAGACAGAAGAGAAGAAGAUUUUGGAAGAUAUUGUUGAGCAAGUUCGAAAUAACAUUGGUCCUGUGGCAGCUUUCCAGAAGGGGGUGUUUGUGAAACAGCUACCAAAAACACGUUCUGGCAAGAUACCACGUUCAGCUCUUUCUGCAUUGGUCAGUGGGAAGCCAUAUAAGAUAACGCCAACCAUUGAAGAUGCUAGUGUGUUUAAACACAUAGAAGAAGUGCUGAAGAAAAAGUAAAUGGAAUAAUGGGCCAGUAAAAGCGUCUGUUACUGAAAUAUGCAAAGACUUUCUAUUAGAAAAUACAUAUUUUAAAAAGGAAUUAUGAUAAUGAUAUGGGCAACUUUUUUUUUUUUUUUAACUUUUCUACAGAUACUGUGUUCUUUUACCAUAUUGUCAUAGUCAGUGAAGAAUACUGGCUCUGUGUGUUGUCACUGUAUGCUGGGUAUAAGAUUGCUAAGAAUUUUAAACAGAAUUCAUACCUUUCUCUAGCCUUCAAGGGGGAGUCACUGUAUUACUGUGAUAGAAUUGUGGAAUCACAGAACAGCUCGGGUUGAAAGGGACUUCAAAAGACCAUCACAUCCAGCCUUUCAUAGGAAAAAAGGGUACCUAGAAGAGAUUAUCUAGCACCCUGCUGAAUUGCAUCGUGACAGCCUCCAGUGAUGUGGAUUCUGUGCUGUUAUUGCAUAAUGGUACCAGUAACUUGAGUUUGACUAAAACAUCUUUCAGGUAAGAAUCAAACUAAAGACAGCAGAAAGUAGGAAUCCUAAUGUGAAAGUCACUGCAGACAUAACUUGUCUUCACUUAAAAAUUAUAAACCUUAUGCCUUUUAAA
Meleagris gallopavo (turkey) is the source of this 2482-nucleotide messenger RNA. RefSeq names its product acyl-CoA synthetase short chain family member 3 (gene ACSS3). The record is from RefSeq and is a predicted model, not a curated record. Lineage: Eukaryota; Metazoa; Chordata; Aves; Galliformes; Phasianidae. Gene Ontology annotation, molecular function: propionate-CoA ligase activity. Gene Ontology annotation, cellular component: mitochondrial matrix.